Penicillium maclennaniae is the source of this 360-nucleotide messenger RNA. Its product is annotated as transcription factor. The coding region runs from base 1 to 360 and encodes 119 amino acids. The transcript is spliced from 2 exons. NCBI's taxonomy places the organism in Eukaryota, Fungi, Ascomycota, Eurotiomycetes, Eurotiales, Aspergillaceae. The record is from RefSeq and is a predicted model, not a curated record.
AUGCUAUCCCAACCACAGCUGAUCUUUUAUUCAACACCCGGAACGAAUCUUCUUAAUUUAAGAUCCCGACUUACGCCCAUAAGCUUCCCAUUGCCGUCCUCCUUAGUCCAAGCCGAAGUCGAAACCUACUUGACCUAUUUCCAUGACCGACCAUAUUGCGUAUUCGACGAGAGUUGGUUGUUGCAAAAUGCAUCUUCUCUACCUUCGAAUAUCGCAUACCCUCUAGUAGCUCUCACCCGUCGCCUUUCACCCGAUUCACCUGGAUUAGCAGGUCGUGAACUGACGAUGGGUAAGAUAUGCGCUGAGCGGGCUUGGAACAUUCUAUCCUCUGAGUACCAGGAUGGCAAAGCAGGGCUGUGA